Molecule: messenger RNA, 792 nt
Organism: Panicum virgatum (switchgrass)
Lineage: Eukaryota; Viridiplantae; Streptophyta; Magnoliopsida; Poales; Poaceae
Product: late embryogenesis abundant protein EMB564-like
Exons: 2
Coding region: 153-434 (93 amino acids)
Biological process (GO): response to abscisic acid
Cellular component (GO): cytosol
Source: RefSeq, a predicted model, not a curated record
GUGAACACUGGACAGUGAGUGAGAGGAGAGAGUAAUUUUCAAAAAAAAAAAAAAGUGAGAGGGCACGCACAGGUUCGGAGCAUUCAGGUCGAGGGGUUUCUAGUUUCUUGCUGUGCGAGCGAGCGGCGUGCCGCCGGCGGCGGUGUGCCGGGAUGGCGUCGCAGCAGGCGGAGAAGGCGGCGGAGCUGCAGGACCCGGAGAUCCGGGCGGAGCUGGACCGGCGCGUCCGCGAGGAGGGCGAGACCGUCAUCAAGAGCGGCGGCGGCGGCACCACCCACGACGCCCAGGAGCGCCUCGCCGAAGGGCGCAAGAAGGGAGGGCUGAGCCGCACGACGGAGUCCGGCAAGGAACGCGCCGAGAAGGAGGGCGCGGUGCGCGUCGAGCCCGACGAGAAGCAGCUCCAGCAGGCCAAGGAGAGCCUCGGCCGCGGCUGAAGGCGCGCGCCAACGGUUGACCACCGCAGCUUAGUAGCUUACCAUGUAGUAGUAGUAUAUGUACCAAGCAUACUAGUAGUAUACUAGCCCACCACUAGGUAGCGUGCGUGUGUGAUAGAUGUGCCGGUUUGGGUCGGAUGUGUAGGUGACGGUCGAAGGCUACAAAAUUUUGGUCUCUGCAUUGUAGCCAUCGCCGUCUGUUUUGUCUCUGCGCCGCCCCUGUGCGCUGGUAGUUGAGCUCUGGCCGCAACAUUUUGGUGCCUGCGCGUCUCCAUGUCAUCAGACAUGUACAUGGUUGUAGCCUUGAGCCCAAUAUAUAAGGCCUCUAUAGAAGAGGCCAGCACUGUUUAUCUUGAAA